AUGGCAGGGUCGUUCGGGCUGGAGAAGGAGCACUACGACAUCUCUAUGAGCAUCGGGGAGAUGUCGCUGUUCCCAGCGGUGCGGGCUCAGCAACAGCAGGGCGAGUUCGAGCUUGUGAUGGAGGGGGUGUCGUGCCGCCAGCAGGUGGAGCACGGGACGGGGAAGAAGGCGAAGCACCUGGUGGAGUUGCUGGCGGAUGCGAUUUAG
Molecule: messenger RNA, 207 nt
Organism: Geodia barretti
Lineage: Eukaryota; Metazoa; Porifera; Demospongiae; Tetractinellida; Geodiidae
Source: the annotation of a GenBank genome assembly